AAAUAUUUAAAAAUAAAUUAAAUGCAUAAAUUAAUGUUGAAAAUACAAUGUCUUCAGCAUUAGUACGCCAAGCCCUUGAAUUUGUUGAACCAGAAGAGAGUGAUAAAAGGAAACGUAACAAGCGUCGCAACAAUUCAACUCGGCAUCCUACGGGCACAGUUCAAGAUUUGUAUCAUCCGUACAACCAAAAGAAUAAGAAGCCAACUAAAGGAACUGAAAAGUCAAAGAACAGCGCUGAAGAAAAUAUUAAAAAACUAUUGGCCCUUUCAACUCCGGUAGCAAAAAGUGUGGCAAAAGACAAGAUUAUUGAAAGAGCAAUCAAAGGAAAACCCCUGCUACAAAAAGUUGAAAAACCCAAAGAAGACGAAUCAUCAAUUCUAUUUCCAGAGGAAAACUUUGAAGAAUUUGAGGAAAACUUGUUUUGUAGCUAGUUCA
Messenger RNA from Aricia agestis (brown argus), 435 nucleotides. RefSeq lists its product as uncharacterized. The transcript has 5 exons. Lineage: Eukaryota; Metazoa; Arthropoda; Insecta; Lepidoptera; Lycaenidae. The coding region runs from base 48 to 431 and encodes 127 amino acids. The record is from RefSeq and is a predicted model, not a curated record.